Adineta ricciae is the source of this 1758-nucleotide messenger RNA. The record is from the annotation of a GenBank genome assembly. NCBI's taxonomy places the organism in Eukaryota, Metazoa, Rotifera, Eurotatoria, Adinetida, Adinetidae.
AUGCUUAAAAUGCUGAACAGUGUUGAGAGAAUAUCGCCAAUUAUUCCGAAGUUAAAGCAACAACUAGUCUUCUUAGAAGAACGUGAAAAGUUGUUUCGACAAAUAAAUGGUAAUUCGAUUGCAAAUGAUGAUUCGUUUUCCAAUACAUCUUCGAUACCUAAAACACCAUCAUCUAUUUCCACAAGUUCUCAAAUAACACCUUCUGCUUCGACUAAUCCAACAACUAUCAAUUCAUUACUAACAUCCGUUGAUAACUCAGUAUCUCAUCGAUCUGUUAUUCCACCGUUACCAAACGUUUUAACAAAAGAUAUUGAAGCUGGAGUUCUCAGUAAUUUUCGUCCACAUUGUCAAGGCCGGCAGAUAUUAGUUGAUGCGGUCGUCCAUGAUCUUGUUGAAAACUACAAUCUGUUGUAUCCAACAAAAGCACAGUAUCAUACUAUUGGAACAGCUCUCGUCAAAUGUCUAAAAUUGCCUGUGACACCGGAAAAUUUAGGAAUAUGGAAAGAUGCUUUACAGACAAAGCUGAAGCGAACACGUACUCAACAUUCUGGUAUUGAUCUUGUUCAAGAAUUUCGGUUAAAAUACUCAAAAAUCGGGUCUGGACGUCCAGUCAAGCAGAAAAUAGGAGAGGUUGCCGAACGUGACAAACACAAACAGCUGGUGUUGAUUCCGUACGAUGAAAUUUCAAAUGACAUUGACACAAAAGUUGAACAAUUGAAAAACUUGUCACAAUUCGAUCACAAUACUCAGUUGCGUUUGUGGAGAGAGACCUUUGCUCGUCGUCGACAAACUGUAAGAGCUGGAUCAACAAAUGAUAUUUUGAAACAAUUUCCGGCUUACAGUAAUGCUUUCUUUAUCUUCGAUGAAGUGAGAAUGCUGGUGAACAUUGAUCUUAGUAGUGAAGUUCGACGACAGAUUCCUAUUUUGUUGGACAAGUUACUCGAAACUCCUGUGUUUGUCACUGAUUCGCCUCCAAUUAGAUUGAUCAAAGCUUUGUGUAAAUUGUUUGGGGAAACUACUCAACAUUUAUUUUGUGAUAAAGAACCUCCAACGCCGUAUCCAACACUGGUGUGCAUGGAUGAUCUAAUCUACGUAUACGUUGAUUUUCUUCCAAUCGUAUCAACAAACUCACCGGACGAUGCAUUGGCUCUUCUCGUUUCGAUGUAUACGAUUUUCGAAUUAUCAUUUGACAAAAAAAGUCGAACCAUCCGUUUGUUAUAUUCUGUGUUGCAUGGGGACAAGCAGUUUCUCUCAAAUUCCGUUCGAUUGCUAAUCAAAGAGAAAAGCAUUAACAUUCAUCGAGAACGACCACAAUUGCCAUCAACUUCUCCCGAUUCUUUUCGAAAUAAUCCGACAACAAUUAAUACUACACCUGUAAGUCGAACGCAAAUGGAUACAAACGUAUCCGAUAAUCUUACUGCUGAACAUGCUUCUGUCACCAGCCGAACAAAAGAACAAACAACUUUACCUAAAGAUUCUCGUUCAAGUGCAGAUAUGGAGUCUGAUGCAAACAACAACGAUGAGAAUGAUGUAUUCUCAUCAUCGGCAUCAUCGUUCAGUCGUAAUCCUAUUCAACGUCAAGCAAGAGAGAGACGAAAACGAAAGCAGAGUCUUGUCGAAGACGAAGAGAUUGAUACAUCUACGAACAAUUCUGCUCGAGAAGAUCGCGAAUUUUUAUCGGUAGAUCAUCUUCCCAUGAAUGACAUUACAAAUUCAUGCAUUUCGCGGCGUUAUUCAAGACGUAAACGACGUGCUUAG